Messenger RNA from Necator americanus (New World hookworm), 1572 nucleotides. RefSeq lists its product as uncharacterized. Lineage: Eukaryota; Metazoa; Nematoda; Chromadorea; Rhabditida; Ancylostomatidae. The transcript is spliced from 14 exons. Gene Ontology annotation, molecular function: ubiquitin protein ligase binding; ubiquitin binding. Gene Ontology annotation, biological process: ubiquitin-dependent protein catabolic process. The record is from RefSeq and is a predicted model, not a curated record. Bases 1 to 1572 code for a protein of 523 amino acids. Gene Ontology annotation, cellular component: nucleus.
AUGAAUGUACAAAACAGUGAAAAACAGUGGACUGGUUGUUGUGAAGCGUUGGCCUGUGGUUUCUGUAGACUCUGGGAUAUAUCACGUGGCAUGGUUGUGGAGGCAAACGAUAAAGAGAAGGUGGAUGAAGUGGAUCUAAUCCUUGCGGCUGAAGAUGGUCAAAUCAAACGCGACCGUGAUCCGAAGAUGUGUCAUCAUAAUGCUAAGCAGAAAUGCGCUCACUGCCUGCCUGUAGAUCCCUAUGACGAAGAAUACCUCAAGUCGAAGGACAUCAAACACAUGUCAUUUCAUGCUUAUGUAAGAAAGUUAACGUCAGGACACGGUAAGGGCUCACAAGUGAAGCGACCAUUGGAAAAUAUACGUUGUACUAUCAAUCUUCAUUGCCCCGCUCAUAAACCAUACCCGAAAGGAGUUUGUACAAAAUGCAAGCCGCCGAUGAUGACACUGAACCGUCAGAAAUAUCGCCAUGUCGACAAUAUUUUCUUCGAGAAUCAGGAUCUCGUCAACGAUUUUCUGAAUUUCUGGAGAACUACUGGGAAUCAGCGCGUUGGAUAUCUCAUUGGAAAAUAUCAACCUUUCACUGAGGUUCCUCUCGGAAUAAAAGCAACUGUAGCUGCAAUCUACGAGCCACCACAGACCUCUAGUCCUGAUGGAGUGGAGUUACUCGAGGAUCCCAAUGAGGAUGCAGUGGACCAGCUUUGCUCGUGGUUAGGAUUGCGACGUGUUGGCUGGAUAUUCACGGAUCUGUGGUCGGCAGAUCGUGUUAAGGGAACGGUUCAUUGUACACGACAUAAGGAUGCGUUUUUCCUGUCGGCUGAAGAGUGUAUCACCGCUGGAUACUUGCAGUCGAAACACCCAAAUGUUACCGAUUAUUGCUCCGAACGAUAUUUUGGCUCGAAAUUUGUGACGGUAGUUGCAAGUGGGGAUGAGCAAGAACAAGUCAAUUUUCACGGGUAUCAGGUAUCUAAUCAAUGUACCGCAUUAGUCGAAGCACAACUUCUUUGCCCAACAAACCAUCCGGAGUUAGCCUACAUACGGGACAAACCAUUGGCUGAAACACAGUACUUGACAGAUGUUCAGUACACAGAGAAAAAUCAAUACGGCGCAGAAGUGCUGAAGGACGGACGUCCUCUGCCAGUCGAAUUUCUGCUGUACACCUUUUCUCCACACAAGAGUUCGGUUCGAUUUGCCAUAGAGAACAGGGAUACCAUGGGCGAAACACAGGGCGGUGCGAACUUAAGUGCUUACUGCGCCGAAUAUUCGCUAAACGAUUUUCUCGAACAAGCAACGAAUUUCCACUUCUUGCUUUACCUUAUGACGAACCAUCUCGUACAGUUCAGUGAAGUUGAGAUGCAGAAACUAUGUUUUGCUGUAUGUACCCAGUCACGGGAAAUGGCAAUUGAAUGGGCAGCCGAAACGCUUAACUGGCAGCAGCUCGUAGCUCUUUGCCACGAACAGGGACAUAGUCACGCCUCAGCUGCCGCUCCAACGUGGUCUUGCAAGCAUUGCACAUUCGAAAACACAGAGCAGCGACCUGACUGUUCUAUGUGUGGUCUUCCGGCGAACACAUGA